This is a messenger RNA of Necator americanus (New World hookworm), 387 nucleotides long. RefSeq lists its product as uncharacterized. NCBI's taxonomy places the organism in Eukaryota, Metazoa, Nematoda, Chromadorea, Rhabditida, Ancylostomatidae. The record is from RefSeq and is a predicted model, not a curated record. The coding region runs from base 1 to 387 and encodes 128 amino acids. The transcript has a single exon.
AUGUUCAUGUUGAUGUUUCUGUUCAUAGAAUAUCCUGCAUUUGCUGAUUUCUUCUACUCCCACAAGUCGUGCAACCACGCACUUCUUAUGCCUCUGUCACUCAGCCUCGAAGACUGGAAAAAGUUUUUCGACAAAGCGGGCGGAAAAGCUCCUGCGCCUGCGAAGCAGAGCUCAAAUCGAUGUCGAAAUAAGAGGAACCGCUUUAAAUCAGAAGCUAUCAAGGUUCUUCCCUACCAAAACCAAAAGGAAGAGGACAUGUCUUUCUCUUAUUUCUCUCCAAAGAAAGGCUCUUUCUCAUCACUUCUGGAGAUGAGUCGUGAUGUGUUGUGUGAGAAAGUGACAGCCGUUGGAUUCGAAGCCUUACUUCUCCCAGAAGCUGAUGUCUAA